UAUAUAAACAAAUUGUGUUUGAAAUACGGACAAGAAUAAUAUUUAAGAAACAAUAAUUAAUGAUGAGAAAUUCCUAUGGAAGCAAUAUAUGUGCGUGGAAUUAAUGAAUAACUCGUAAGAAAUAAGUUUCGUGGAAGAACAAAAUUAAUGAAAAAAGCUCAUCAUCAGCUAACUUGUUUUGCAUCGUCAUGCUCUUGCCGAGACCAGUUAAACAAUAUUAUUUCCAUCUAAUAGUUUUCGUUUUUGUAUUACUUUUACCGAAAUCGUUUGCAUCAGUUAAACAUGGAAAAUAUCAUGCCCAUGAUAGCCGUAAUGUACCGUGUCCCUUUUAUCAGACGGUGAAUAUAACGGAUGAUAUACGAUUGGCGAACGGUUCCGUUAUACAUGAUGACGUAGUGAUACCGCCGAAUUGGAUUGGAGUUUAUGAUUAUGUUUUUGCAAAUCUGCAGACACGCGUGCCGGUCUCACCCCAUCUAAGAGGAUGCAUAUGUAAAGUACGACCAUGCAUAAAUCUAUGCUGCCCGAUGGGUUCGCAAUUUUGGAGUAACACGUCACAAUGUGAAGCAAUCGAUAAUGAUUUUUUAUGGCCGACCACGUUAAAUGUUACACAGGCCGACGGGACUAUACAGGAAAAUUUAAUAGCCGAACAAUUUGCUGUCGUCAAUUUUCGCCCUUGUUUGUGGAUGUAUGUCAUAAGGCCAGAAUUGGAUGUCGAAGAUGAAUGGCAUCUAUGUGAAAAUGGUUCGUUGGUGCGUGAAUUUGAUCAGGCCAUCUUGGAUAUUAAAAACUAUUGUUUUGUACCGACAACCAUAAAUAAUAGAACGGACUCCACUUAUAUUUUAAAUCCGGCCAUAUGCGUAGACGUCGCUUCCGACUUCUACGGAUCAAAAGUAAUCAACGCCUAUACCAUGCUCUUCUCCGUACCAUUUAUGGUAUUGACUAUUGUCGUGUAUUUAUGGAUACCAGAGUUGCGUAACCAACAUGGAAAGUCUUUAGUUUGUUACCUAUUGGGCUUAUCUGUGGGUUAUUCGUUGUUAUCGUUCAAUACGUUACUAAUGGAUCCAAAUAUUGACAUCAUUUUAUGUAAAUUAUCAGCUUAUACUACCUAUUAUGCCUUUGUGGCUGCCUUCUUUUGGUUACACGUUAUAGGAUUUGAUUUGUGGCAUAAUUUUCGGGGUUCGCGAGGCAUUAAUCGUUUCCAGGAAAAGCGCAGAUAUUUAUUAUAUUCUUUAUAUGCUUGGGGCAUGGCUUUAGUAUUUUUAAUAUUAACCUUUUAUGCCGAAGAAAUAUCCGAUAUACCUGCCUAUUUAAAACCCGGUAUCGGUAUCGAAUAUUGCUUUUUAAAUAUGCUCAGUUGGUCUCCGAUGAUUUAUUUCUUCGGUCCCAUUAUCGUUAUAGUUUUCACUAAUAUCAUCAUGUUCAUAAUGACUGCUAUCAAAAUUCAUAAAGUACAAAAGGAAAUGUCAAAAAUAAUGGCACGCGAAGAUAGCACUAAAAACUUACGUAAUGAGAAGGAUCGAUUUUGCUUAUUUUUACGAUUAUUUUUGGUAAUGGGCGUGACCUGGACUUGGGAAAUAAUGUCGUAUUUUGUUGGAUCAAAAGUAUCCUGGUCAAAGAUAUUUUACGUAGGCGAUGUUUGCAAUGCUAUCCAAGGUUUCAUUAUAUUCAUGCUAUUCGUCAUGAAGAAAAAGGUCAAAGAAUUAAUAACAAAUAGAACGUUAAGUGUACGAAGUUUUCGUUACACUAACAGUACUACGCUCGGUGAUACAGACUAUCGUCUUCGUUUUCAGGAAGUUUCGAUGCAAAUUAGACGAAUGAUUAUUGUGCAAAGUGCCUUUGCUAACAAUAAUCAAAAUUAUCAUUCUCAUGAUGUUUAAAUUUUGGGAAAAACAUUCUAGGAUAUUAACGGAAAAAUUGCUGGUUAAAAAAAAAAAAAAAACAAAAAAAAUUCCGUUUGUAUAUCGAUGUUGUUGCAUGCUUCGGAAUCUCCUUUAUUGCUCAUAUAAAUGCAAUGCUUGUCGACCUUAUAUACUUAAUUAUGAAAGCACUACCAAAACACUAAGGCUGCAGGCUGCCUAUCAAAUCUCACCUUGCCUUCCCGUAAGACAAGUAUUAGAUCUCAGCAACAAUUAGUCAGGCCAUCAGUUAAGUGUUAAGAACUAUUGUAAGCAAUGCUUCCUCCUAGUGAACCUCAAGAUCAAUAUUUACAUGAUCCCUUUCAUAAUCAACAACAUUUACCCGGGCAAUUAACUUAUGCCAAUCGUUAACUUAAUUAGCGAAGCACUUUUUACAGCCAAUCUUAUAAAAUCGCAAUAAGUUAUUAAUUUGACCUUUGCACCAAUGAUUUCAGUUUUGCAUCGCCAAUAACGUUGUGCUUGAAUCUUUCUUCUAUCUAACAACAACAAAGUAAAAUGACUUCCUUCGAAAUAAGACGAAACAUUUAUCAAAAUAUAUCGAAACUUGGGCCAAAAUAUUAUCUGCGAACCGAUUCAUUAGUUAUUUUGCAAAGAGAUAUUUUUCCAAUAAUUUAGUUGAAGAUCCUGCAAUGCCAUAACGCGUUUUAAACUUCUCAAUGUUUUCCUUAUUAGAUGCCAUUAGACAUUAGAGAUCAAAGUAAGUCUUCAAGUAAUCUUCAAGCGAUCUUUUUUCAAUAUUUUGUUACAUUGUUAUAAGCUAUCCUCCUAACAAACUAUCAAACCAACACUUUCAGAGUGAUAGAAAGGGGAUAACACGAGGCAAAUUCUUGAUGAAAACAAUCGAAAACAAUCAGCAUAAGCUAUUAUGCUUUCUAAGGCAUUGAAAAUAUCUGUAAAGAGU
Molecule: messenger RNA, 2817 nt
Organism: Glossina fuscipes
Lineage: Eukaryota; Metazoa; Arthropoda; Insecta; Diptera; Glossinidae
Product: G-protein coupled receptor Mth2-like
Exons: 7
Coding region: 189-1877 (562 amino acids)
Biological process (GO): G protein-coupled receptor signaling pathway; cell surface receptor signaling pathway
Cellular component (GO): membrane
Molecular function (GO): G protein-coupled receptor activity
Source: RefSeq, a predicted model, not a curated record